Molecule: messenger RNA, 6040 nt
Organism: Eurytemora carolleeae
Lineage: Eukaryota; Metazoa; Arthropoda; Copepoda; Calanoida; Temoridae
Product: myosin heavy chain, muscle
Exons: 4
Coding region: 65-5893 (1942 amino acids)
Cellular component (GO): myosin complex
Molecular function (GO): ATP binding; cytoskeletal motor activity
Source: RefSeq, a predicted model, not a curated record
GUAUAUAAGCUAGGUCCUGGUAACCGUAUCUUCAGUCCAGUUUGCUUCACAGAGUGGAUCCAUCAUGCCUGGUCAUAUCAAGCUCACCAAGACGGGUCAAGCCGACCCUGACCCAACUGAGUUUCUGCUCCCUUCUAUGGAUAUGAAGAGGGCUGAUCAGCAGAAGCCUUAUGAUUCCAAGAAGUCUGUAUGGAUCCCAGACCCCAAAAGUGGAGGAUACCGCGAGGGUGCCUUGGAGUCCGGAGACCUUGAAGACCCUGCCAGCAAGUGUGUGGUUUCUGUUGGUCAUGAAAAGUUCACUCACAAAGGUUCUGAGGUUGGAAAGGUCAAUCCUCCCAAGUUUGAGAAAUGCGAAGACAUGGUCAAUCUUACAUUCCUUAAUGAUGCUUCUGUAUUCUGGAACUUGAAAACCCGUUACCAGGCCAAGAUGAUCCAUACCUAUUCUGGUCUCUUUGUUGUUGUUGUCAACCCUUACAAGCGUUACCCUCUGUAUACUCACAGAGUUGCCAAGAUUUAUCUUGGUAAGAGGCGUAAUGAGUGCCCUCCUCAUCUUUGGGCCAUUGCGGAGACUGCCUAUCGAGGUAUGUUGAACAACAGCAAGAAUCAGGCUAUGCUAAUUACUGGUGAGUCUGGAGCUGGAAAGACUGAAAACACUAAGAAGGUCAUCACCUAUCUUGCUAUGGUUGCCACCAGCAGCAAGAAGUCUGACAAGAAGGUUUCUCUUGAGGACCAGAUUGUUGCUACCAACCCAAUUUUGGAGUCUUAUGGUAAUGCCAAAACAUCCAGGAAUGACAACUCCUCCCGUUUCGGUAAGUUUAUCCGUAUCCAUUUUACCGCCUCUGGAAAACUUGCUGGUUGUGACAUUGUGUCCUACCUUUUGGAAAAGUCCCGUAUCACUGAACAGCAGGAAGUUGAGAGGUCCUACCAUAUUUUUUACCAGCUUCUCCAGCCUUUUGGAGAUGGCAUUGGAGGAGGCCUGAGAACCAAAUGCCAUUUGAGCUCUGACAUAUAUGACUACACUUAUGUUUCACAGGGUAAAACUAAAGUAGAUUCCAUUGAUGACAAUGAAGAGCUUGAAUACACUGAGGAUGCCUUUAAUGUUCUUGGUUUUGAAGAACAAGAGAAGUUUGACUGUUACAUGUUGACUGCUGCAGUCAUGACCUUUGGAGGAAUUGAGUUUAAAACCAAAGGACGUGAUGACCAAGCUGAGUGUGAGCUUAUUGGACCUGACACCUUUGCUGGAAAGGUUGCAGCCCUGUGUGGAGUUGAUGCUAGUGCUAUGAUAAAAGCUUUCUGUAAACCCAGGAUUAAGGUCGGUACUGAGUGGGUGACCAAGGGCCAAACCUGUGUUCAGGCUACUAAUGCUGUAGGUGGUAUUGCCAGAGGUAUCUUUGACAGAGUCUUCAAGUGGCUAAUUGAGAAGUGUAAUGCUACACUUAUUGACCCCACUCUUAAGAAGAACAACUUUUGCGCUGUUCUUGAUAUUGCAGGUUUUGAGAUCUUUGAAUACAAUGGAUUUGAACAGAUCUCUAUUAAUUUUGUCAACGAAAAGCUUCAGCAGUUCUUCAACCACCACAUGUUUGUUGUUGAACAGGAGGAGUAUGUCAAAGAAGGUAUUGACUGGGUAAUGGUUGACUUUGGUAUGGACUUGGCUGCCUGUAUCAUUAUGUUUGAAAAACCUAUGGGUAUCUGGGCCAUCCUGGAAGAAGAAUCUCUUUUUCCCAAGGCCACUGACAAAUCCUUUGAGGAAAAGCUGAAGGCUUCCCUUGGUAAACUACCAGUCUUUUUGAAGCCUCAGUCCAAAACUGACAAGAAUGCCCACUUUGCCCUUAACCAUUAUGCUGGUAUUGUAUCUUACAAUGUUACUAAUUGGCUAGAGAAGAACAAGGAUCCUGUAAAUGACACUGUUGUAGAGAUCUUCAAAUCUACUUCUACUAUUACUCUCCUUGUAAAGCUUUGGGAAGACCACCCAGGACAGCCCUCUGUUGCUCCAAAGGAUGAUGGUAAGAAGAAGAAGAAGGGAGGAGGUGGAAAGACUGUGUCAUCUGUCUACCUGGUUUCUCUUGGUGAACUUAUGACCACUCUUCACAGCUGUGAACCUCACUUUGUACGUUGCCUUGUGCCAAACACUCACAAGAAACCAGGAGAUGUUGAACCACCUCUUAUCAUGCACCAGCUUACAUGUAAUGGUGUGCUUGAGGGUAUUAGAAUCUGUAUGAGAGGAUUCCCUAACAGAAUGGUGUACCCUGACUUCAAGAGCAGAUAUGCUAUCCUUGGAGCAGCAGAAAUUGCAAGCUCUUCAGAUAACAAAACUGCUGUUUAUGCUUUGAUGGACAAAAUUGAAUUUGGACGUGAAAGGUACCGUCUUGGUCACACUCUUGUAUUCUUCCGUGCUGGUGCUCUAGCCUUCCUAGAGGAAAAGAGAGAUGAUAUUGUGAUCAGGCUAGUACGCUAUCUCCAAGGACAAUGUCUCCAGAGAAUCAAAAGGUCUAUCUAUGAAAAGAGACGUGAUCAAAGGGAACUUAUCAAGGUUUGUCAGAGAAACUUUAGGAAGUAUGUCAGCAUGAGAGAAUGGGGAUGGUUUGUUAUUAUCCAGAAAACUCGUCCUAUGAUUGGCAUGCCCAACCCUGAAGAGGAACUCCGUCUUCUAGAGGAACAGGCCAAUGAAAAGUAUGGUGCUUAUGAAAAACAGAUCAAGACAAAAGCACAGCUACUUGAGGAAAAUGAGUUGAUCAAGGAAGAAACUAAGGCCUUGAUCAAACAGAUUGAAAAAGAACAAGGAAAUAUGUCUGAAUACCAUGAGAAACAAGCCAAGAUGUCUGCUCAGAAGGCUGAUCUUGAGGUUCAACUUGCUAGCUCCCAGGAACUCCUAAUCCAGAAGGAGCAAGAACGCCAGCAAGCAACUGCUGACAAAAAAGUGCUAGAACAAGAAGUAGUUUCUGUAAAGAAGGACAUUGAAGAUAUUGACAUGGCUAUCCAGAAGUUGGAACAAGAGAAGACCAACAGAGACCAUACCAUUAGAAGCCUCAAUGAUGAAGUUGCCAACCAAGAUGAAGUUAUCAAUAAGCUUAACAAGGAGAAAAAGCACCUUAAUGAAAAUGCUGCAAAGGCUAGUGAAGAUCUCCAAGUAGCCGAAGAUAAGGUCAGCCACCUUACCCAGAUCAAGAACAAGCUUGAAAGUACUCUUGAUGAGCUUGAGUCAUCUCUUGAGAAGGAAAAGAGAGGAAGAGCUAAUGUUGAAAAAGAGAGGAGAAAGAUUGAGGGAGAUCUUAAGGUAACUCAGGAAACUGUUGCAGAGCUUGAGAGAGCAAGAAAAGAGCUUGAAAGUGCCAUUGCUCGCAAGGAAAAGGAUGGUGUUAGUCUAUUUUCCAAGCUUGAGGAUGAGCAAGGUCUUGUUGCCAAAGUACAGAAAUCCAUUAAGGAACAACAGGCUAGAGUUGAGGAGAUGGAAGAGGAGUUGGAGGCUGAGCGUCAAGCCAGAGCUAAAGCUGAACGCCAGAGAUCUGACUUGGCUAGAGAGCUUGAGAACUUGGGAGAAAGAUUGGCAGAGGCUGGAGGUGCCACAAAUGCCCAGAUUGAGCUUAACAAGAAGCGUGAAUCUGAAGUUACUAAACUGAGAAGAGAUCUUGAGGAAGCUCAUAUUCAGCAAGAAUCUACUCUGAUCUCCCUGAAGAAGAAACACCAGGAUGCCAUUGCUGAGAUGACUGAACAGAUUGACCAGUUGAACAAAAUGAAAGGAAAGAUUGAGAAAGACAAGCAACACAUUAUGCAUGAAAUUGCAGAUGUCCGCUCUGCCACUGAUGAAGUCAAUAGAUCAGGUGCAUCUGCAGAAAAGUCACAUAGAAAUCUCCUUGCUCAACUCAAUGAGCUUGGCAAAAAGGUUGAAGAAGCUAAUCUUACUCUUGGAGAUUUUGAGUCUAACAAGAGGAAGAUUGCUGCUGAGAAUGCUGACCUUCUCCGCCAACUUCAAGAGCUUGAAAACUCUGCUAACAUGCUGGUAAAGGUAAAAUCUAGCCUUGCUGCCCAAUUGGAUGAGCAGCGUAGAAUUGCUGAUGAUGAAGCCAAGGAGCGUCAGUCUCUCCUUGGAAAGUUCAGAAAUGCUGAACAUGAGGUUGAUGGAAUGAAGGAACAUUUUGAUGAGGAGUGCUCUGCAAAGGAAAACUUGAUGAGACAAUUGAAUAAAGCCCAAGGAGAAUCUGAUAUGUGGAGAACUAGGUAUGAGAAGGAUGGGGUAGCAAAGGCUGAAGAACUUGAAAUGUCCAAACUCAAGAUGCAAGCUCGCCUUUCUGAAUCUGAGUCUACCAUCAAUCAACUGAGCUCCAAGCUUAACCAAAUUGAAAAAGCAAAGGCCAAACUCCAGGGUGAUCUUGAUAGCAUGUCUGUUCAGCUAGACCAAGCUCAGAUCCUGAACUCUUCAAUGGAAAAGAAGGCUAAACAAUUUGACCGUAUUGUUGCAGAAUGGAAGUUGAAGGUUGACAGCCUCAGCAUGGAUCUAGAUGGUAGUCAGAAGGAAACCCGCAAUGCUUCCUCUGAACUUUUCAGAAUUAAAUCAGCUUAUGAAGAGGCAGUUCUACAAUUGGAAGAAGUGCGCAGGGAGAACAAAAGUCUUUCUAAUGAAAUCAAGGACAUCAUGGAUCAAAUCAGCGAAGGAGGACGAUCCAUUCAUGAGAUUGACAAAAUUCGCAAGCGUCUGGAAGCUGAGAAAAUGGAACUUGAAGCUGCACUUUCUGAGGCUGAAGGAGCACUUGAACAGGAAGAAAACAAGGUCCUUAGAGCUCAACUUGAACUUACCCAAGUCAGACAAGAAAUUGAGCGUAGAAUGGCUGAGAAGGAUGAGGAGUUUGAGUCUACCAGGAAAAACAUGAAUAAGGCCCUUGAAAACAUGCAAGUUGCAAUUGAAAUGGAGUCCAAGGGCAAAGCUGAAGCUCUUCGCAUGAAGAAGAAGCUUGAAACCGAUGUCAUGGAUCUUGAUACUGCUUUGGAGCACGCCAAUGCUGCAAAUGCUGAAACUCAGAAAAUCAUUAAGAAGUACCAGCUGAGCCUGAGGGAAACUCAGGCAAGGCUUGAGGAUGCUCACCGCGCCAAGGAAGUUGCUCAUGACAACCUUAUUGUUGCUGAUCGACGUGCUCAUGCCAACCAGAAUGCUCUUGAAGAGGCUCGCACCCUUCUGGAGCAGGCUGAUAGAGCUAGAAGAAUGGUUGAACAGGAGCUUGCUGAUACCAAUGAAACUCUCGGAGAUCAGACAUGCACCAACCAGGCCAUCCAGGGAGGCAAGAUGAAGCUUGACUCUGAAAUUCAUACCCUUGCAGCUGACCUUGAUGAGAUGGCUUCUGAGGCCAGCCUUUCUGAAGAAAAGGCACAAAAGGCAAUGAUUGAUGCUGCUCGUCUUGCUGAUGAACUCCGUGCAGAACAAGAAAUGGCCCAAUGUCUUGAGCGUGACCGCAAGCUUCUUGAAGCCCAGGUCAAGGAUAUGCAAGCUAGACUUGAUGAUGCUGAGCAAAAUGCUCUCAAGGGAGGAAAGAAGGCCAUGAGCAAGAUGGAUACCAGAAUUAGGGAACUGGAAUCUGAAUUGGAUGCUGAGAAUAGGCGUUGCGCUGAUGCUCAGAAGGCACUGAGGAAAUCUGAGCGUAAGAUCAAGGAGCUCACUUAUCAGCAGGAUGAAGAUAGGAAGAACCAUGAGCGCAUGCAGGGUCUAAUUGAUCAGCUCCAGGGCAAGAUUAGGUCAUACAAGAAACAGAUUGAAGAGGCAGAGGAGAUUGCAGCUUUGAAUCUUGCCAAGUUCAGACAAACCCAAAGCUCUCUCUCUGCUUCCACUGAGGCUGCUGAUGUCACUGAGCAGGCUCUUGCCAAGCUCAAAACCCGUGCUCGCAGCUCUUCUGUUGCACCUAUGUAAAGAGCAUGAGAAGGGAUUUGAACUGGCAAACUGUAAGACUACUUGAAUCUGAAAAUGGACAAUGAAAUGCUUUUCCACUUCGUAACCUUUACUAUAUUUACCCUAUACUCAUAUGUGCACAAAUCUUGAAUAAAUACUGAACAUGAU